AUGUCUGACCUGUGCUUGUAUGAGUUAGAAGACUUAGUUUGGGAUGACUUUUGCCAGAGUGAUGAUCAUAUAGUUCCUUAUCCUGGAUCUGGGAGAACAGCUGAUCAUUCCAUUCUAAGUGACAGCCACAACAAACCUUGCAGUGAAGUAACAAGCUCUUCAAAUAGUACUAGAGAUGAAUCUUCCAUCAGGAAUGUCAAUAUGGGAAUAGAUCAAGGGGGAUUUCCGUCUCUGAAUAAAAGAACGUACACUAUGCUCGAAAAUGAUUCAUGGUGCAACACGACAAGUGGCGUAUCUCCUUCUUCACCCGAAAGUAAUUCUAUCAGAGAGGCAUCAAGUGUAGCUUCUGAAAACACCACAUCAUCUCGUCAUGCCUCAAAAAGCAAUAAGACGGACUGGAAUAAUAAUGAAAUCUGUACAAAUGAUACCAUUCUUAGUAAAAAGAGCACUGCGGUUGAUAACAGCUCUUUCGGCGAAGCACUUGGUGACAUUACUCACACAGGAAGCAAUCUCGAUUUCUUCGAGAAUACGGAGAACAAAGAUUCUAGUGAACUUUUGUAUUACGGUUGGCCUGAAAUAGGAAACUUUGAAGAUGUUGACAGGAUGUUUAGGAGUUGUGAUUCGACAUUUGGGCUUGGGGCCAGUAAAGAAGACGAACUAGGCUGGUUUGGGUCUGCAGAUAAUAUAGGAGGAUCUGGAGACACAGUGAAGUCAGAGUUUGAGUUCCCAUAUCCUGAGCCAAAUCCAGUGGAAUACACUUCGCAAAAUGACUCUUCCAAGAGUGAUUUCAUCAAUGAUAUUUCCAUAGGGGAAGACUGUUCUUGGACUUCCAAGAAAUCUGAUUCAUUCACGUCUUUAGUGAAUGAACCUGUUAUGGCCAACAGCAAAGAUAGGUUUAUCUCCAAAGAACAGAUCAACAAUGACAAAAAUCAGGUUAAGCUACAGGUCCAGUCCACCGGUAAAAGAAAAGAGCACUGUUUUGGAAAUGGCACUUUCAAUUGUACGAUCGACCUUCACGAUGAACCAAUGCGGCUCCCUCUAUCUUACAUGCACUCAAACAACAGUCCUGAUCUGACCUCGGUAAAUCUGGCUCCAUCUGCUAUCAAAUCCGAGAUUCAUGGUUUGAAAUCUCCUUCACUGAGAGAUCCCUCCUAUGCAUCCAUCCAAUUGCAGAAUGACCCUAAAUUUCCUGUGGCUGGAAAAAGAGAGAAGCUACAGAAUGAUCCUGGAGUUGUCAGCCUUGGAAUUCCAGCAGAGAUGGGGCCUUCACUUAUACAAGAGUACUCGACAAUGAGUUCAGGCGUGGAUGAUGUUUCGCCGGAAGCUGCUAGUUUUCGACAGCUUCAGCUUGUUAUGGAACAGUUGGAUUUGAGAACAAAAAUAUGCAUAAGGGACAGUUUGUACCGUCUGGCCCAAAGUGCCGAACAGAGGCAUAACCAUGCAAACUUGAACGGCAGUUGUGCAGUCGAAAUAGAUGCAGGUGGAGCAUUCUUUGCCACAGGGACAAACGAUUUCAUGAGUAUCGAAACAGACACGAAUCCUAUAGACCGCUCGAUAGCCCAUUUAUUGUUUCACAGGCCUUCAGAGCCUUCCAACACAGUUCAUGGAUCGAGCACGAGCCCACCUGUAACAGUCGAGAAUUUGCUCACUUGUGAAGAGAAUGCCUCCAAAAUAGAGAAAGCCACCAACUGCAAACUGCAGAAAUCUCGAGAGGAAGUGUCAUAA
This is a messenger RNA of Striga hermonthica, 1725 nucleotides long. The record is from the annotation of a GenBank genome assembly. Lineage: Eukaryota; Viridiplantae; Streptophyta; Magnoliopsida; Lamiales; Orobanchaceae.